AUGAAUUUUAUUUUUCAAAAAUAAUCAAGCAUUUCAGCGAAUAGAAAAGAUAAAUUAUAGCUCUUUAAGCAAUAUUUAAUGCUUUUAUACAUAUUAAAAUUCAACGUUUAAAUUCCAAGAGACAUUUCAUCUUUUAUUUUGUUUUUUAACAUGAUAUAUCCUACAUUUAUUUCUUUAGAAUAAUAAUACUUCUAUUCUCAAUAGAAAAACUCCAUAUAAUAAAUUUUACUUUUUAGCAUUAGACCUGAUUUGAUAUUUUAAAGGUACAAAAAUUAGUUUAUUUUAGCUCUUUAUUGUACUUGAUACCUCUAAUUUUAUUUUUAUUUCAUAAAUCAAGUGGAGUAAUAUUAUUAUAUUAUUAUUUAACUUCAAAAAACUAGGAAAGAUUUGUUCGAUUAAUUUCUAAAAAAAUAUUUUUAAAGGUAUUAGGAUUAUUCUUUACAUUAUACCUAAAAUUAAUUAAUACAUUUUUACUUAUAAUUUAUAGUUUGCUUUGCAUUGCCAGUUUUAAAAUAUAGUUUGAAUAAUCAAAAUAAGAUAAUUUACCCUCCUUUCAUAUAAUUUGCAAUUUCUUAACAAUAAUUUUAUUGUUUUUAGAAUCAUCAUUUGUAUUAUAUUUUUAUAGUUCAUCUAUAACUCAUUAACAAAAAGACAUAGAAACAACAAGAGUUACUUAUUUAAGAGUGCUUUAUCAAAUAUUAAUAUUACUUCAAAUUUUUAUGGUUUUCUUUUGGAAUUCAAAACACUAUUUUUUUAUUUAAUCAGCUAUAGCUAUUUUUUCGCAAAUAACGUUGUUAAUUGAUUAAUUCUAUAAUUUAGUAUAUUCUUUGAAUCAUCAACAAUAAUCAAUUGCCUUAGCCAUUUCUAUUAAUAUUUCAUUUUAUUUUGCAGCCUUAGUUUCAACCAAUAUAUCUUUCAAAUCUUUGCUUGUACCUUUUCUUAUAAAUCAAAUUUUGAUCUAUUAAAUAAUAGGGAACUAUUAUGAUCGUUUUAAUAAAUAUACUUUAAAAGUACUGUUUAAUAAAAAACUGUAAACUUAUUGGCCACUAAAAUAUUGGUUAAUCAAAUUAAUUAAUAAUGACAUAAAUAAUAAUAAUUUUGAACUAGUUUUUAAGUCUUUUAUUGCAUCAUAUCAUAGAUUUGAUUGUGAUGAUGUAAAUUGUAUAUUUUGUUCUCGUUCAAAUAUAAUUUUUCCAACUUUAACUGGUGGUAUCACUAAUAAAAUUUAUAAUCAAUUUUUGUUGAAAAAAUUAAAGCAAUUUUUAGCAUUAGAAUCUCUUAAUUAAUAGUCAUCAUCAUAAAAUUAGGGUCUUUUAUCAUAUGCAUUUAUUUUAUACGAUUUUGGAAUGAUUAUGAAAGCUAUAAAAAUUCUUUGUUUUUUAAAGGAAAAUCAUUAAAAUUCAGAAAAUUUAAAAAUUUAAUCAUUUUCUUAAUUUUAAGAGGAUAAUUAUUAAAAUCUUGAAUUAAUAAAUUAAAAAAAAUUAUAAUCUUAAGACCCUCAAGACUUAUUCAAUGAUUUAGCCAAAAUUGUGCAAGACCCUAUAUUAAUGUAAUUUUAUUUAAAUUAACGAUAAUUUGGGUAAUAUCUAAUGAUUGAUAAAAUAAAAUUACAAUUUAUGUUUGAAUGUGCAAAAGCAAAUAUAAAUUCCUCAUUAGGAACAUCAAGAGAAACAUUAUAAUAAUUUUACAUUUCGAAUUAUACUGAAGAAAUUAUAGAAAAAGAUCUCUAAAUUAAUAUUUAAGAAAAAAAUUUAUUAAAACUUAUUGAUGCAAAGAUAGAUAUAUAUUAAUAAAUAGUUUCAACGUCAUAAAUUAAAUAAACUAUUCGUCAUUUUCACUAGAAAGUACAUAAACUAUGUUACUAAUUUUAUGCGUUAGAUAAAGAAUUAAAAAAGGCUUAUGCAUAAAAUCCUUGUUUUCAUUUGCAUAGAAUAAUUUGUUAUUUUUUGGGAGAAAUUUUAGGAGAAUAUAGAAGGGCAAUAAAUUUUUAUAAAAAUUCAGAAUUUUUUGAAACUAAAAUACUUUAAUUUAAAUAAAUAAAGAAUUUUAAUAUUAACUCUCAAAGAGUCCAUUAUUUAAUAUUAGAAGCAAAGGAUGAUAUGGAAACAUUUAAUAUCUAAUCAUACUCUAAUAAAUUUUUUCUAAGUUUUGGAAAUUCUUCAAACACUGCUUAGAUUCAUCAGUUUAAUGAUUUAUUACCUAUAUAUUUAGUUCAACAUCAUUGCUCUUAUGUAAGACAAUUUUUUGAGACAGCAGAGGCUAAAUUUUAUUAGUAAUUUGACCUUAGUUUUAUUCGGAAUACAAAUACUCUCUUAACACCAAUAAAUAUGUGUUUUUCAAUUACAAAUAAAUUCAUUAAUAAAAAUAUUACAUUUGCUGCUUUUUUAUAAGAUACUUUAUAUGAUCAAGCAUAUAUUCUUGUAGAUGAUAUUAGUCUAAAUUGUAUGUUUACUUAAAAUUUAUUAAUAUUAAUUGGAUGGAAAGAAUCAGAAAUCUAGCAAUUGAGUAAAUAAGAUAGAUAAAAAGAAUUUGAUAUUAAUAAAAUAUUUCCAAAAUUUGAUAAGCUUGUUAGAGUAAAUUAAGAAAAAUACUUAAGAUUAAAUUAAUGUGAUUUGAUAUUGCCUAAAAUGUAAGAAACAGUAUCAACUUAAAGAUCUUUAUAUUCAGAAAAUUCAUAAAUAUAUUUAUAAUAUAUUGACUGUUAAUGUGAUUUAAUUAUUAUUAAACGAUCUAUUGGGGGCUAUAAUUAUUACAUAAUAAAUAUUGUUAAAAUAGUUGAAGCUUAAACAAUUGAAAUUAUUAAUCAAAAAAUAAAUUAUUCACAGUAAAAAACUUUAGAAAAUAAAUAAUUAUAAUUUCCUGAUAACUAGACUAGUUUAGAGUAAGUUUAGAUUUGGUCUUAAUCUUUAAAUAAAGAAAAUAUAAAAAAUCAUAACAAAAAUAUUGAUAAGAAAUCAAAUUUAGAAUAUACUUAAAUAGAUAAAAUGUAUUCUUUAAUUCAAUCUAUUCUUUCUGUAAAAACUCCAAAGUAUCUUUAGAAAUUUGUGAUUUUAAUGUUAAUUUGGCAUUCAAUUUUUAUUAUGUUUGUCAUAAUAUUUUAUGUCUCUUUGCAAUCAGACAUAAAUUUAGUAAAAUCACAUCUUGAAAUGAUAUCAUUUUAUGCAGCAAUAAUGGCUCCUCACGAUCUUUUCUUUUCAAUGAGAGUAACCAUUACUGCUUAUUAAUAAAUGUAAAGAGAAGGAUUCUUAACUCAAGGAUAAGUUACAGAAUUAACUAAUCCUUAUUAUGAAAAUAUUGAAUUAGGAUUUACUGAAUUAAGAGAUAGCUUUUAUGAUCAGUUAAAUAAUCAAUAUUUAAAGAAUUUUUUGAAUGAUAUUACUGUUACAAUGUAUUUUAUGUAAAAAGAUGAAAAGUCAAUAUAUCCUAUAGAUGUUACUUUUAGAGAUGCUUUAUUAAUUAUAUUAUAAUAUCAAUAUGCAUAAAUGAUGACUUUUUAUCAUCGUCAAAGUACUUCUGGUAAACCAUUUUAAAUUUCAUUAUUUGCAAAUUAUUUUAUGCUUCAUUCUCAGUGUGAAUUGUUAACAAAUGAUAUAGCUAUUUAUUCAAUUGAAAAUAAAAACUAUAUUAAUCGAAAAUGGUUGAUAAUUACUUUUAUUGGAUUUGUAUCUCUUAUUCUAUUUUAUAUAAUUAUUUAAUGUUAUUAAAUAUAUUUUUUUGGGUAAUUGGAUUCACUCUAUGAGUUAAUUAAUUGCUUAACAUACGAUAUUGUUUAGAAAGAGAUUGAUAAAUUUGGAGAUUAUAUCAGUAAUUAUAAAUUAGAUCGCUAUAUCAUACUUGAAUAUAAUCCAUUAGAUCGAUAUUGCAAAUAAAUUGAAAAUUAUUAAAAAAAAUUAGGGUAAAAUUAUAUAAAAGUAAAAAUUAAAACAAAAAAUUAAUCUAAAUUAGUAAAUUAUUCUAUGCUUUUUUUAUUAUGUUUAUUACUUUGUUUUUACUUUAUUCUAAUUUUCAGUAGUACAUAAUUGUAUUUAUAACAAUAUGAAAAAAACUUGAAUUUUUAUAAAAAGUUGUAGGAUUAUAAAUUAAGACCUGGUAGCCUUUACUUAUAUCGAGAAAUCUUUUUUAGAUGGUCUAAUUUCACUUUUUUAACAGAAGAUAAUUAAUAAUAGUUAUAUUCUCUAGUUUUUAAAGCAGAAUAAUCAAUAAUGGAUUAUUUGAAAAAUACAAAUUCUUUUUAUGUAAAUUCAUAAAUUAUAGAUGAAGAAUUUGAUCGGUUAUUUAGUAAAGUCAGUCAAGAGAAUUUAUGUUAAUUUAUUGAUUAAGUAAUUAUUAAUUUAAAUUAGAAAUUUUAAAAUUUAACAUCUAAAUAUUGUAAUUUAUCUUUUGAUGGAUCUUUGAAAUCAGGAAUGAUAAAUACUUUAAUUUAUAUAAAACAUUCAAUAUAAACUUAAUAGGGAAUAAACAAUUUUACUAAAAGAGUAGAAAUUAGUUUAUAUGAAUAAGAAGGAUCACAGAUAAUUACAAGAGUUUUUUUCUCACUUUCAGAUUAAUUUAGUAAAAGUGUAGGUUUAAAAGCGGAUAUUUGUAUUUAAGUGAUAAAAGUAAAAGAUUCUAAUUAGAUUAGGCUAUAUCGAUUAGUUUUAUUGUUUAUAUUUUAUUAGUGUUAUUAUUGAUGCAAAUACUUUAUCGUCCAUAUUUAGAGAAACUUUUUAAAGUGUUAAAAAGAUCAGUUCAUUUAAUUCCGUUUGAUUGCUUGUUGUAAAGUGAAACAUUAGAAAUGAGAUUAAAGUCGAUUAAUUAUAAACUUUAAUUAUUAUGA
Molecule: messenger RNA, 4816 nt
Organism: Paramecium sonneborni
Lineage: Eukaryota; Ciliophora; Oligohymenophorea; Peniculida; Parameciidae
Source: the annotation of a GenBank genome assembly